Messenger RNA from Phycodurus eques (leafy seadragon), 4107 nucleotides. Its product is annotated as sodium-coupled neutral amino acid transporter 3-like. Bases 275 to 1705 code for a protein of 476 amino acids. Gene Ontology annotation, molecular function: L-glutamine transmembrane transporter activity; glycine transmembrane transporter activity. Gene Ontology annotation, biological process: glycine transport; L-glutamine transport; L-histidine transmembrane transport. The transcript is spliced from 16 exons. Lineage: Eukaryota; Metazoa; Chordata; Actinopteri; Syngnathiformes; Syngnathidae. The record is from RefSeq and is a predicted model, not a curated record.
UUCUCCUUCCGCCCUCACGCCCUCCCAGCCCUUAAUCUCUCUCGCUCUCUCCUCCCACCACUCCCAAGGAGCUGUGGAGGGAGGAAAGCAUUCUAAUUCUACACAGCAAUAGCGUGAGAACAGAGUGAAGGAGCAUACUGAUUCUUUUCAGUCCAAUUCCAGGAUAUUUGCAGUAUUUGUGGAGAGAAGGCCAGCCGUGUUCUUUCACUCCUGGCUUGACGAGGAUUUCAGGAUUUUCAUCAGUUCAGCAAAUCCACCUUCUCACUGAAUCAAAAUGGAGCUUCAGAAGAUGAACGGACACAGUCGAGAAGACGGCUUUGAUGGGCUGGAUGCCAUGACCGAACAUGAGGAAUUUCUCCCUCAUAAAGCUGGUGCCAAAAGAGAAACCCACUUCACAGAUUUCGAAGGGAAGACUUCAUUCGGGAUGUCCGUUUUUAACCUCAGUAACGCCAUAAUGGGAAGCGGAAUUCUGGGAUUGGCCUACGCCAUGUCCAACACUGGAAUCCUUCUUUUUAUAAUCCUGCUGAUUUUCAUUGCUAUUCUGUCUGCAUAUUCAAUCCACCUACUGCUGAGAAGUGCGGGAGUUGUUGGCAUCCGAGCGUAUGAGCAGCUUGGGAACAGAGCAUUCGGUCCACUGGGAAAAAUUCUGGCGGGGAGCAUCAUCACAGUACACAACAUUGGAGCAAUGUCCAGCUAUCUCUUCAUUGUGAAGUCUGAGCUGCCGCUGGUUAUUCAGGCUUUUCUUGGCAAACAUGAAAACACGGGAGAAUGGUUCUUGACUGGAAACUACUUGAUCAUCAUUGUUAGCGCUGCCAUCAUCCUUCCUCUUGCACUCAUGAAACAACUUGGUUAUCUGGGAUAUACAAGUGGCUUCUCUCUUUCUUGCAUGGUGUUUUUCCUCAUUUCGGUGAUCUAUAAGAAAUUCAACAUCGAUUGUCCCCUGGAGGACAGUCAUCACAACAUAAGCCUCAUUGCUGACAACUACACAAUCACAGAAGAUGAUGAAGACUUUUGUGAUGCCAAGCUCUUCACUAUCAACUCACAGACGGCAUACACCAUCCCAAUUCUGGCCUUUGCAUUUGUCUGCCACCCUGAGGUGCUGCCCAUCUACACAGAGCUACGAGAUCCCACCAAGAAGCGUAUGCAGAAUGUUGCCAACAUUUCCAUCUUGGCCAUGUUCAUCAUGUACCUGCUAACAGCUCUUUUUGGAUACCUCACCUUCUAUGGUGCCGUGGAGUCUGAACUGUUGCACACCUACAGCCGAGUGGACCCCCUGGACGUGCUGAUCCUUUGUGUGCGCCUGGCCGUGCUCGUGGCUGUCACUCUGACUGUGCCCGUGGUUCUCUUCCCAAUCCGCCGGGCCAUACUACAGAUCUUGUGCCCUGACAAGCCUUUCCACUGGGCCAGACACAUUUCCAUCGCGUUGUUUCUCCUCAUUUUGGUCAACGUGCUGGUCAUCUUCGUGCCCUCCAUCCGUGACAUUUUUGGCCUCAUCGGAGCCACAUCAGCCCCCAGCCUCAUCUUCAUCCUGCCCGGAAUCUUCUACAUACGAAUCGUUCCCACAGAGCAAGAACCUUUUCUGUCCAGACCCAAAAUUCAGGCUACAUGCUUUGCUGCAUUGGGAUUCAUCUUCAUGGUCGUGAGUUUGUCAUUUAUCUGCAUCGACUGGGUGAACGGAGAGAAACGAAGCGGCGGUGGACACUAGUUGCUCGCUGAGGUCCCAGCAAAAACGGAAUGUGAACUGAAGCCCUCGCCGCGAUAAAUUACCCCAUAUUGUUCUUCAGGCGGGCAGUCAGUACAUGCUGGCCUUGAAAAAAAUAACCUAAAAAAAAAAGAAAUGUGACACAUCAAAGGUCGUGCGAUGGAGGAGAGAGAACACAGACACACACUGUGACUGAAUUCACCCUUUGCUAUGGUCCGAGAUAUGCUACUUUUCUAAUCCCGCAAAGGGAAUUCAGAAAAAAUAGCAACAGCGUGACUCACAUGAGUAUGCCAUUGAGGGUAUUCAUGGGCAAGAUCUGUGGAAAAACUGUCUGUCACUGCCAAAGUUCUCGUUACCUACUUCCCAUCUCGUUUUUUGCAAUAUACAGUACAGUGGUGCGUUGAGAUACGAGUGACCCGGAUUGAGUUUUUCAAGACACAAACCGUCGAUACGAAAGUACAAUUGUUCGCUUUUUCUUGCCAGCGCAAACUUGAGAUAGGUGCGCUGUAUGGCACUCAGCUCAACUCACUUCACAAUAAGCAGCAAUUUGACAAAUAGUUAAAAAUGUAUCCCAAAAAAUGGCUUGAAGCUGUUCAAUCCCGUGCCCAGUUGAAGUUUACUGUCAAACUAAACAUAAAACAUAGAAAAUUACACCUUGUGUUUUUGAAAACAACCAAACAAAGAACGGCCCUCCUAGCUUGAUGCUAACAUACAAUGGAAAUCGUUAUUGACAUGCUAACGAUUAGCAUUUGUAGUCGAGGUUUUAGAACUCUUUAAUACAGAUAUUUGAACAAAAAUGGUGAUGCAAAACGUAGACAGAUAAUAUAGCAAUACUCACAGGCAUAUAUUCUUUAUAUAUUUAUAUAAGUAUUUAUAUACUCUUUAAACAUGACUACAGCAUCUUACUGAGUAACUGUCAGUAGCUGUGAAACUAUUCUUUGUUUUUGUCUCCAUGCCUGUAUUAUACUGCCUCCUGGUGGCCAAGGUGGGCACACCAGAAGGAACAACACAAUGAAUUGCAACAUUAAAACAUGAUGCAAGGUGUUUAAUUAUGAUAAUGAUUUACAUUUUAUUUAGGUUAUUAAUCUAUGUUUUGAAAGUACCCCUUUUUGGGGGGAGGCACCACUGUCCUGUAAAAUGUCCAUACCCGGGCAAAUCGUUUUCUCGUCAUCAAAAUGAAUUCAACAUUUCAUUUGGUGUGUUUCCAUUUGAGAGUAUGGUUUCUUGGUGGUGAAGUAUUGUGUGUUGCAUGGUUUACUUUCACCUAAAAUAAGAAGGAUGAAGGUUAGUGCCACGCCGAGGCUUUUAACAAAAAUACACAUUUUAUUGACUUCAACAAUAAGUUUAACAUUUUAGUGACGUGCUCUGACAGUUUGUGGAGGUGAGGAUAUUGUGUUUAAAAAAACAAAAACAAAAAAAUGAUGCAAUUUGUGGGCUUUUGCUGCUAUAAAAGAAAGUCAAUUGUAUCUGUCGUUGCAAACCAAAGAAUGCAGUUACUGUAUCUUAUUAAGCCAUAGAGCAGGGGUGUCAAACUCCUUUUAAUUUGAUCUCAAGUGGACCGGACCAGUAUAUUUGUGGCCUAAUAAGCUAUAAAUGAUGACUAUUCCAAUUGUUUUUAUUUUAGUGCAAAAAAAAAAAAUGACAAGUACAUUGUAAAAAUGUUCAUAUUUAUUGAUUAUUAUCUGCUUUCAAAUAAUCUCCUAAAAGCAAUCUGAAACAAAAAUGAGUGCAAUUUCAACAGUAUAAAUGAGUCUUUUCAUUGACACGUAAAACCUAUAGCUCACAGUGGAUCUGUUGACCGUACGUAUGUAUCUUUUAUAAAACAACUUAGAAUCAACAAUCUUGACACUUUUUAUUUACAUAAAUUUCAAUAUCCAUCUGGAAAUCUUGACAACCUCAAGUGGCUCGUCACACUAUAAAAACUAAAGUGGCAACUAAUGCUGUCUUGUAAAUGUAUAUAUAAACAUACAAGUUGUGGCAGUGAAUGAACAAAACAAAGAUUUCCACCAAACCAACGUCUUUUGGAACUGAAGCUGUGGAUUGACAUUUUGCAAUAUUCAUUGUCUUAUGUACGCUAUAUUUCUACAGUAUAGGUAUUGAUAGUCACAGAAAUAAAUACUUUUAUUGAAAAAUUGCACUUUGCAGCCAGAUUGGACCGCCUGAUGGGCCAGUUUUGGCCCACGGGACAUACAUUUCAACCCCCUGCCAUAGACUCUAAUACAUAGCUGAGAAGCGCAACCUAAUUGUGUUAAGGUAUUAGGAGAAACUAUUCAUCAUGACAAUCAAUGGUAUGUGAAACUUAAAUUAAGUCUUUUUUUGUGUGUCUGUUUUUAAAUUAAUGUUGACUAAAAGCUACAGUAUGUUUAAUUUGUUUAUUCUUCCUGUACAUUUUUAAAUUAAUUUGA